This is a messenger RNA of Athalia rosae (coleseed sawfly), 2131 nucleotides long. Its product is annotated as U3 small nucleolar ribonucleoprotein protein MPP10. NCBI's taxonomy places the organism in Eukaryota, Metazoa, Arthropoda, Insecta, Hymenoptera, Athaliidae. Gene Ontology annotation, cellular component: nucleus; Mpp10 complex; small-subunit processome. The transcript is spliced from 5 exons. Gene Ontology annotation, biological process: rRNA processing. The record is from RefSeq and is a predicted model, not a curated record. Bases 159 to 2060 code for a protein of 633 amino acids.
AAUUAGAAAUAAAUCUGGGAUGGUGAAGCUGGCCUGCAUUUGUUAGCACUCUGAUGGAAUCUUUCUUUCAACUUGAAGUGUGUGGCUUCAAGCUCAAAUGACGUUUGCUGGUUACCCUUGCGUGGCGCGUGCUUCCCACAUGGAAUCAUCACAAAAAUAUGGAAGGUCCCAAAGUUUUUGAAAGCAUUUUGAGCGUAGUCUCAGCCAAUACCAAAAAACCUGGAAAUUAUUUAAGCGUACAAGAGGACGUUCUAUCAGUGUUCCGUGAUUCUGUAAAAUCUCUGUACGAUUUUACAAAAGAACAAUCUGGUCGAAAGACUAAGGCGUUACCAGAACUGAUUAUAGAUGGUUUCGAUGCUGAGCAGAUAUGGCAGCAGUUAGAACUGCAGAAUGAAGGAGAGUGGGCACAUCUUUUAUUGGGAACUUCAAAAGCAUUGGCAGGUGUAAAUAAAUUAACGUUACCGAUAAAGUUGAAUAAAAAUGAAUUUGAAGAAAAUGCUAUCGUACCCAGUGUUGAAGAACUUCGGGGUGAAGAAAGAAUGUUUGCUGACAACUUUGAACACUCUAGCUCUGAGGAUUCAGAUAAAGAUGACCUCGGUAGACCUAAAAUGAAAAAAAAGACCAAGAAAGAAGUGAGAAAAAUGACCAAGCCCUCUGUCGUAGACGACACUUUUUUCAAAUUACAGGAACUCGAUGAAUUUCUGAAUAAAGAAGAUAAGAAGGCCAUGAAAGAUGGAAAACAGCAUGAAAGUGAUAGUGAUGUCAAUGAUGAGGAAUCUGUGGAUCUAUUUGAUUAUGUUUCGGAAGACGGGAGUGCGGAAAAUGGAGCUGAUCCAAGAUUAGCCAAAUUUAAGGACUUUUUUGAUCAACCGCAAGACGACAAAAAUGCAAACUCCGUAGGAGAGAGUGAGGAAGAGUCAAAUGAAGACCAACUCGAUCACCCAGAAUCUGGAGAAAAUUCUGAUGUCAAUAAUUUAUCAGAGGAGAAUAUAAAGCGUGUGAAAUUUAAUAUCGACAAUGUAUCGGAGAUUGAUAACUCUGAGGAUGAAACAGGGGGACAAACAGAGGUGAAAUCAACAUUAGAAACUCGUCAGGAUAGACUCAGAAAACGAAUUGAUGAUUUGGAGAAAGUUGCCAUUUCAGAGAAGCCAUGGCAAUUGAGAGGUGAAGUCGAUGCAGCCAAUAGGCCACAGAAUUCGCUGCUGGAAGAGCAUGUAGAAUUUGAUAUAACUUCUAGACCAGCUCCUGUGAUAACUGAGCAAACGACCUUAAAAUUAGAAGACAUAAUAAGACAGAGAAUAAAAGAUAAAGCUUGGGACGAUGUUGAAAAGAAAUUUAAACCUGUUGAAACCCCAAUGGAAUAUAAAAAGAAACUGAUUCUCGAUCAGGAAAAAAGUAAGGUGAGUCUGGCGCAGGUUUAUGAAAAUGAAUUCUUGAAACAAAAGGAGGCAUUGAACCCUGACAAUGAUGAAAAAGAAGUAGAGGAACCAAAAGAGCACAUCGAAGUUCGAGAAAUGAUGCAUUCCUUGUUCACCAAACUUGAUGCUCUUUCCAACUUCCACUACACACCUAAAAUGGCUCGUCCUGACAUUAAAAUUGUCAGCAAUCUGCCGGCUAUUACGAUGGAAGAAGUAGCGCCAGUGGCAACAAGCGACGCGACGUUGUUAGCACCUGAGGAAAUCAGAGCAAAACCGCGAGGUGAUCUGAUCGGUAGAGAAGAGCGAACUGACACUGAUAAGAACCGCGAGCGCCGUCACAAAAAGUUGAAGCAACGAGAGCGUGAGAAGGCAAAAGAAAAACGUGAGAGAUUGGUUGACAGAUUGCGUCCUGGUUUGGGCAAUAAAUACAGCAAAGAAAAGGCUACCAAGUUAAUUGACAAUCUGAGUAAAGAACGAAAUAUAUCGAGGAUAGAUGAAACUCUCGCGAGCUCCGCCAAAUCUUCCACAGCGUUCUUCAACCAGUUACAGGACCAAGUCAAGAGUCAUAUAAAAACGAAAACUGGUAAUGAUCAGAAAAAAAGAGACAAAAAAUCAAUAUCAGCUGUUAAAUUAAAAUUGUAAAUAUAUUAUAGUUACUUAGUUUUUAAAAGUUGUAUCAUCAAUUUCAUUGUUGACCUUAAUAAAUGAAAUUU